AUGCCUAGUCGCUUUGGGCCCAAAUUUUUCAUGAUCAAUUUUCGGGUACAUGAGACUGUUGUGUUCCUGGGCAAAUUCCGCAGAUACAACAGGAUGAAGCCGCAACAAGAUGCCGCGCGAAAAUCAUGCGAGCCGCAGAGUCCGUCAGCAGAACUCGAUAUUCCAGAAGAGCAAUCUGGUUAUGCUGGAGCACCCAUACCGGAAGACUUGCCUGAGCUGACGCCUUCCGCCGAGAAGAAAAGUCCCAUGCGCAGCAUUCUGAAACCUUUGCGCAGCGGCCAUGUCACAACAGAGUCUAUGAUGCAAUCACGUUCGCAACAUGGUCGUCAUGUCUCCUGGGGAGAGGAACAAUACCAAGACAUUGAAUGGAUUGGUCGCAAGCACGUCAAACACACGAUGCAUCAAGGACUUCAUGCAUACAGGAAAAAGCGCUUGCUUCUACAUUACAUUCUGCACAAGGAUGCCGAGGUUUACCAGGCAAAGCUUAUAUCGGAUAUACGCUUCAUCGACGACAUGACAUGUGAAGAAGCCAGGGCAGUAGUCGGCCAUGCAUACAAAGCUUCAGAAGAUUUCGAAGAGCACUUCAAAGGCGUGGUCGCAACUCCUGACGCGAAGAAAGAUACAGAGUCGCUGGAGCUAUACCAUGCAGUUCUUAUGAUGUUAAAUCGAGACGACGCAAUCUAUCAUGCUGACAUCGCGCUUGAGAUGGUUUUGAAAGCUUCCGACAUUCCUGCUGGGCCCGAGUUCAAACACAACCUUGUCGUCAACGCUGCUUCGAAACUCGACUUCAAGGCAGAGCUAGAAUCUGCAGAACAGCUUCUACGGUCUCUCAAUGGCGGUGAAAGGACCAACGUCUGUUGGAAUCGACUGACACAAGGUGGCGAAGGACAGAGGAUCUGGAUGGAAAAUCCUGAUUACGAGGAAGUGAUUGAAGAAGUGAUCGAGGAAGUCACACCCGAGCCGAUUGAGGUAGUAGACGGAGAUCUAGGUGUUCUUGCUCAAGAUACAGCCAAACUCCAUGUUGACUGUAUAGACGCUAUCUCGACAUCAACUCGUCAGGCGUGA
This is a messenger RNA of Aureobasidium subglaciale EXF-2481, 1065 nucleotides long. RefSeq lists its product as uncharacterized. The coding region runs from base 1 to 1065 and encodes 354 amino acids. The record is from RefSeq and is a predicted model, not a curated record. NCBI's taxonomy places the organism in Eukaryota, Fungi, Ascomycota, Dothideomycetes, Dothideales, Saccotheciaceae. The transcript has 2 exons.